Molecule: messenger RNA, 3681 nt
Organism: Rhinolophus ferrumequinum (greater horseshoe bat)
Lineage: Eukaryota; Metazoa; Chordata; Mammalia; Chiroptera; Rhinolophidae
Gene: MBD4
Product: methyl-CpG binding domain 4, DNA glycosylase
Exons: 8
Coding region: 160-1848 (562 amino acids)
Biological process (GO): DNA repair
Cellular component (GO): nucleus
Molecular function (GO): pyrimidine-specific mismatch base pair DNA N-glycosylase activity; DNA binding
Source: RefSeq, a predicted model, not a curated record
CCUCUGUGGAGUCUGGCCGACUUUCACUGCCCUCAGCUUUGGGUUUAGUCCUGGCGCUCUGAACAAAAGUUUUCCCAUUUUACUCUGUUUCCCACCCAGGGCGUCGCACCCUGUCGGCCCUUUGGUGCAGGCGAAGCCCGCUUGAGGAGCACGGCUGGGAUGGAGAGUCCGAGCCUGGGGAACUGUGGAGCCUCCCCCUUGGUCACCUUCAGUGAACACCUAAUCCCAGACCAGCCAUGUGACCGCCGUGAGGAAGUUGCUACCCUGGGAUCAGAAAGAGCAGAAGAAGAUGAGAAACAAAUGGUGAUAAAAAGCAGCAGCGAGUGUAAUCCCCUGCUACAAGAAUCCAUUGCUUCUGCUCAGUUUGGUGAAAUGACAGAAUGCCAUAAGUCUAUCCCAUGUGGAUGGGAAAGAGUUGUGAAGCAAAGAUUAUCUGGAAAAACAGCAGGAAAAUAUGAAGUAUAUUUUAUCAGCCCACAAGGACUGAAGUUCAGAUCCAAAAGUUCACUUGCUAAUUAUCUUCACAAAAAUGAAGAGACUUCUCUUAAGCCAGAAGAUUUUGAUUUUACUGUACUUUCUAAAAGGGGCAUCAAGUCAAGAUAUAAAGACUGCAGCAUGGCAGCUGUGACAUCCCAACUGCAAAGCGAAAGUAGCAUUUCAAACCGGACAAGAAGCAAAUGUAAAAAAGAUGUGUUUCCUCUGCCAAGUGGAGGUUUGGAAUUGCAAGGUAGUAGAGGACUAUCUAACUUUACUUCCAUUCAUUUGCUUUUGAAAGAAGGUGAGAGUGUUAAUAAUGCUGACUCCAGAAAGACGAGAAAGUCCAAAGGAAAGAGGACUAUUUUGAAAGGAAUUCAAAUUAAGAAAACUAAAACUGAGUGCCAGGAAAGUCUUCCAGAUUCUGCUCGAAGUACUAGAAAAAGAGCAUCUGUGUAUAUUAAGGCAGAUGCUGAAAGUGAACCUGUUGCACAAGAAAGUCAGCUUGAUAGAACUUUCUGUGUUUCUGACGCCAAAGCAAGCAACAAGACCAGUGAAGAAAAGAGACUUACAAAAGAAAAGUCAUUGAGUUCAGGAUCAAAUUUUAAUUUUGAACAAAUAACUUCUGGCCUCGUAAACGAAUUGCAUUCAACCAAAGAAGCAGAACACAACAAGUCUGAGGAUAACUUUUUAGAAUCUGAGGAAAUAACAAAAGUAGAAGUUGGGGAAAGGAAGGAACAUUUGCAUACUGACAGUUUAAAAUGUGGUUCUGAAAUGGAAAACAACUGCUCACAAAUUGAAAAAGACUCUUCUUCUGUGAACAUAUGUCAAGAAGACACCAUUCCACGAACACAAAUAGGAAAAAGGAAAACAAGCCUAUAUUUUUCCAGCAAAUACAACAAAGAAGCUCUUAGCCCCCCACGACGCAAAGCCUUUAAGAAGUGGACACCUCCUCGGUCACCUUUUAAUCUUGUCCAAGAAACACUUUUUCAUGAUCCUUGGAAGCUCCUCAUCGCGACUAUAUUUCUCAAUCGGACCUCAGGCAAAAUGGCAAUCCCUGUGCUUUGGGAGUUUCUGGAGAAGUAUCCUUCAGCUGAGGUAGCAAGAACUGCAGACUGGAGAGAUGUGUCAGAACUUCUUAAACCUCUUGGUCUCUACGAACUUCGAGCAAAAACCAUUAUCAGGUUCUCAGAUGAAUAUCUGACGAAGCAGUGGAAAUAUCCAAUUGAGCUUCACGGGAUUGGCAAAUAUGGCAACGACUCCUACCGAAUUUUUUGCAUCAAUGAGUGGAAGCAGGUACACCCUGAAGACCACAAGUUAAAUAAAUAUCAUGACUGGCUUUGGGAAAAUCACGAAAAAUUAAGUCUGUCUUAAAACUCUCUGAAGUUUCCAAGCUUGUUUUUUAUAUAUCGCUUUGCACUUUGAUUCUUCAGAUCUCCAUUGAAGCCAACCAACUACUUUUCCAAUUGUAUGGAUUUUAAUCAGCCCUACUAGAAACCUAAUUAUGUUUUCUUAAUGUUUGUGCUGCUAGUAGAUCUUUGCUGCUGAACAUGCUAUCACAUGUUCUGAGAUUUUUAAAACAAAAUAGUAUUUGACAACAGUCCUAAAACUACAUAUGAAUUUUCCAGUAUUGAAAUGUGAUUUAAAGGUGAAAAAAACUUUUCUAAACUAUCAACAAUACCAAGCAAAUUUCUGUCAACCUUGUUUGAGGAAAGAUUAGACUUUCUGUUCUCUUUCUAUAAAAAUGAUAUACAAUUGUUAUAUAGAGAAGCAAUCAAAGAGUUUGCAGCCAAACAUGUAAAAAGAUAUUACAGUAGGUAUUAGGCUGUUAAUGAAAAAAAUAUGUUUACCAAAAAGAGCUAACCCUCGAAGAAAAAUAUCUUUUGUCAUCAUGUAUUGGCUUUUAGUAAUUGGAGAUUCGUAUCCAUUUGAUAACGUAAUGUGAAUAUCUGCCUGCAGCUCUGUUUCAGAGUAGCGGCAUCUGACUCAUGCAUGUUACUUUGAUUCCUUCAUGAGAAUUCAAGCAUUUACCCAAUCUCUCAUCUUCCAGCUGGAGGACAGGGCCUUUUAAGUGUUAUAUCAUUUUUAAUACAGAUUUAUAAUGUUACAGCUCAAAUACUGAAACAUUUGCUUUAGAAAAAACUCACCAAACCAAAAAAAUCCUAAUUAAGUCUCGAUGACCGAGCCCCAUUUUAAGGUAUAUAAGUUGAAAAUUAAAUGGAUUGAAUAAAUGAAAAAUAAAGAACUUGUCAGGGAAACCACCUUUGUUGUAGGGUGUUGUGUGAAGAGAAUCAGAAUGCAGUGUGCUGCAGGUUAGUGGGUUGUUUCCAUUUUAGUGAGCAAGUUUGUUUUUAGAGAGGGAUGGAUGUUGACCAGAGAACGGGAAACUGCCUUGGGCCACACAUACCACCAAGGCAAACAUCUACUUUAUAACUUCCCAUCACAUUUUUAUUUAGCAAACAUCAAAGUAGCAUUCACUAAGUGCAAAGGUCGGUGCUGGGGGAGUGGCACAAAGACGAAAGGCUCUGUAGAGACCCUCACAGGGUCUAAAAGAAUAAAGGCCUCUGAAGCACUGGGCCACAGCUGGGGUUAGAGGGUAGUGCAAAUUCACCGAGCUUAGGGCAUGGAGUGUCACUGGGUGGCAGGGCCUGCUGUCAAAUCGCCUCCCCCAGCGUCUCCAUCAGGGGUGCCACAGCCAGGCCUGGCUUUUCCCCUUUGCUGCAUGUGAGGUUGCCUGACCUCUCUACCUGCUUCCUCAUCUCAUUAGAGUAGGAUAGUGGUGCCUACCUUACAGGGUCUUACGAUUAUUAAGUUAAUACAGGUAAGUGCUUCAAUGUAGCCUUACUUACAGAAGUGCCAUAUUAAUGUGGCCCUUUUGGAUGGUCUGAGUGUCUACCUCAGGUUGUGGAGAGGGUCACAAAGAUAAUGCAUUUCAGUAAAGGUGGUACCUUACACAGAGUAAGCGCUCGAGUGUUUGGGGUUUUUUAAAACAUUGAGACAAAAUUCACAUAAAAUUCAUAACCAUUUUUAAAGUAUACAAUUAAAUGGUUUUUAGCACAUUCAUUGUGUUAUUGUAUUACGCAACCAUCCUCAUUCCAAAACAUUUCCAUGACCUCCCAAAAGAAACCCUGUACCUGUUAGCUGUCAAACCCAAUGGCGCCACCACUACCCCUAAACCCCCUCCAACUUUGGCAACCACUAAUCUGC